AUGUCUUCUGCAACAACCAGCAAGAAAAAGAAGACCAAACUUUCACUGGAGGAAUUUUGUAAAAUCAAUGGAAUUGAAACACCUUUAGAACAAUCUAAACAACAAGCGGAAGCAGCUGAAGAGGAAGUUGUUUAUGUUGUUGAUAAUUCUUCAUCAUCAAAGAAGAAGAACAAGGCUUUGAAACAAGGCGAUAAGAAUAGACACACAUCGAGGAAUACUUCAGUAAUUUCAUAUAUUCAAGAUGAUUUUGAAGGAGAUGUUUUAUAUGAUUAUUAUGAUAUCGGAGAUGAUAGUGAUGAAGAUGAUGACGUUGUUAUUGUUCCUUCAUCAACCGAUUUAGUCCAUCGUGAUUUAUUAACUGAAAAUCAAAACCUCAUAAUGUCUUCAGGAAAUAGUACUGCUUUGGAGAAUGCAGGUUUUUCAAGAGAUAAUGUUGCUGGAUCAUCAGCCUCUUCAUCUUCUUUAACUAGUAAUAAUGUCAAUUCUAAACAUUCAGGAAGAAUUAACCUUUCAACAUCCAUAAGAACAGAUAUUUCCAAGGUUGAAAAGAAGGAACUCAACUCUAGAAUUAAAUUAGCUGAUAAAUUGGAAGCAAGAGCAACAGUUGAACAAGUUAUUGAUACUAGAACAAGAAUGAUUCUUUUCAAAUUGAUGAAUAAUGGUUUCUUCUACUCUGUCAAUGGUUGUGUUUCAACAGGUAAAGAAGCUAACGUUUAUAUUGCUUAUGGUGACAAGGAGGAAGAAAAUUCCGAAAAGCAAUAUGCUGUGAAAAUUUACAAAACUUCAAUUUUGGUUUUUAAGGACAGAGAUCGUUAUGUUACUGGUGAAUAUAGAUUUAAAUCUGGUUAUUCUAAACACAAUCCAAGAAAAAUGGUUAGAGUUUGGGCUGAAAAGGAAAUGAGAAAUUUGAGAAGAUUAGAAAAUGUUGGUAUUCCAUGUCCAUCAGUUCAUGUUCUCAAACAACACGUUCUUGUCAUGUCAUUUAUUGGUAAGAAUGGUUGGCCAGCUCCUAGACUGAAAGAUGCCAAGUUGACUGAAAGCAAAUAUAGAGAAAUUUAUUUGGACAUUAUCAAAUCUAUGCGUACAAUGUAUCAAAAGGCCAAACUUGUACACGGUGACUUGAGCGAAUAUAACAUGUUAUACUUUAAGGGAAGAGUUUAUAUUAUUGAUGUUUCUCAGAGUGUUGAAAAUGACCAUCCAAAUGCUCUCGAGUUUUUAAGAAAGGAUUGUGAAAAUAUCAAGAACUUUUUCUACAAGAAUGGUUUGACAAAUAUUAUGACCACUAGAGAAUUGUUCGAUUUUGUUACUGAUAUUACCUUGAGAGAUGAACAAAUUGAUUCAUACUUGGAAACCAUGAUGGAAAAGAUUCAAGACAGAGCUCCAAUUACAGCUAAGGAAGAAGUCGAUGCUGAAGUUUUCAAACAAGUAUAUAUUCCACGUACAUUGGGUGAAAUUAUGGACUAUGAGGCCCAUCGUGAUAAGGUAGAAAUGCAGGAAAACACUGACGAUAUUUUCUACAGAAGUGUUACAGGUAUCAAUAUGAACCUAGAUGGUGCUGCCACUACACCAUACGGUCUUACGGAACAAGAAGCUCAACAACUUGAGGGUCAAGAAGAGGCCAAUACCUCAACACCAUCACAGACAGAAGCCAGCAGUGCUACUACUGUGGAACCUCCUGUUAUUGUUGCAUCAUCUGAGGAAACACCUCAACCAGAAGAGCAACAAACAACAAGCAGUAGCAUUCCAGAGCAACCAACAAAUGAAACAGCACCUGGUGGUGAAGACAAUGAUGAAGAAGAAUUAAUCAUUGACGAUUCUAGCUCAGAAGAGGAAGAUGGAAAGAAAGGUAAAAAGAAGAAGCCACCUCUUCCAGAUCUUUCUGCCAUGACUAAGGAAGAACGUAAGAAAUGGGUAAAGGAGUACAACAGAGAAAGAAGAAAGACUAAGAUUCCAAAGAAGGUCAAAAAGAAGCUGGAAAAGAAACAUAAGAGUAAAUAAAUUUACCUUGUCCAUAUU
Messenger RNA from Naegleria gruberi, 2016 nucleotides. RefSeq lists its product as uncharacterized. Gene Ontology annotation, molecular function: ATP binding; protein serine/threonine kinase activity. The record is from RefSeq and is a predicted model, not a curated record. Gene Ontology annotation, biological process: maturation of SSU-rRNA. The transcript has a single exon. Gene Ontology annotation, cellular component: cytosol; preribosome, small subunit precursor. Bases 1 to 1998 code for a protein of 665 amino acids. NCBI's taxonomy places the organism in Eukaryota, Heterolobosea, Eutetramitea, Acrasida, Naegleriidae.